AUGGCUUUCCGACUGAAAAGAGAGUGCUUUGAGGAGGGAGAGGCGGAGGAGGAGUCCUUGUCGCUUUCUGAUUUUCCGGUGUCCGCCGGCGAGGACGACUGCGCGUGCAAGUCUAGCGAUGCAGCAGACGAGUUUGAGUUUCAAGUAUCGGCUGCCGGCGGACUCCUCGGCGGUGCGGGGGAGGCAGGGAUGUGCGUGGCCGACGAGGUGUUCUUCCAGGGCCAGAUUCUCCCCCUGCGGCCCUCUGUCAGCUCCGACAGCGGCUUCCUUAGCCGUGGGGCGAGCCGGCGGUCGGAGUCUCUGGACCAGUAUUACUCGGCCGCCAUCCUCGGCUUGGGGUUCCACAGCACGAGCCGGAGUAGCAGCACCAGCAGCCGGAGCAGCAGCAACGGCAGCGGGAUGAGCAGGAGCCAUUCGUCGAACAACUUCUACGCGCGCCCGAGUCCCACGCCGCGGAUCCGAACACACAGAAAAACAAACUCCGGGCGGAGGAGCGCGAGCUCCGUGACGCCGGGAUGGGGAAUAUUCCGGCUUGGGAUCGCCAAAGCCCCUGAGAUCGAACUGCACGACAUCAUGCUGCGGAGGCCGGGCGGCGGCGGCGGCGUCAGUGCCCGCACCAACAAUGCAGAAGCAGACCACGCGAAGAAGGAAAAAUCCAAACGCAGCAGGAGCAGGGGCGGCCUGAUCUGCAGGUGCUCGCCGGAGGCGGUGGAGCCGGUCGCCGCGUCGACGAAGCAAAAGGCGGCGGAGGCGAGGUCCAAAAAUCUCAGGCUAUUUGCCUGGUUGCAUCAAGGGCGAUCAUUUACAAAGGCAGCAGCAAGGUGCUAA
Messenger RNA from Zingiber officinale, 828 nucleotides. RefSeq lists its product as uncharacterized. The transcript has a single exon. The record is from RefSeq and is a predicted model, not a curated record. NCBI's taxonomy places the organism in Eukaryota, Viridiplantae, Streptophyta, Magnoliopsida, Zingiberales, Zingiberaceae. Bases 1 to 828 code for a protein of 275 amino acids.